Messenger RNA from Drosophila subpulchrella, 4785 nucleotides. It is a transcript of the gene pHCl-1, whose product is annotated as glutamate-gated chloride channel. Bases 867 to 3797 code for a protein of 976 amino acids. Gene Ontology annotation, cellular component: neuron projection; membrane; synapse. Gene Ontology annotation, biological process: chemical synaptic transmission; nervous system process; chloride transmembrane transport. Gene Ontology annotation, molecular function: chloride channel activity; extracellular ligand-gated monoatomic ion channel activity; transmembrane signaling receptor activity. The record is from RefSeq and is a predicted model, not a curated record. NCBI's taxonomy places the organism in Eukaryota, Metazoa, Arthropoda, Insecta, Diptera, Drosophilidae. The transcript is spliced from 17 exons.
GCCGCGCCUCGUCAUCCUGCCUUUCCGAUUUUCCGAUUUUCCGCCUUUCCGAACCGAAAAUGCGUGCCAAAGUGCAUGAAAAGGAAAACCUGGUCAGUUGAGGUCUCAGUUCGGUUCGGGUUUGCAAUUCAACAGCACUGCGGAAGCGGAGAGAAUUCGUCGCCACAGCGGAGACGGGCCAAGCGAUAUAAGCCAGCGUAGUAAUAUCGACUCCACCGCCCCUCGAUAUAGUAUAUAUAUUAUAUCGCAUAUAUGAUAUUCGCAAGAAAACGGAAUCGGAAUAAAUGCGAAAGUGCCUGACCGCAGAGUGUGGACCGUUUCCCAGUGUGUUCUGUGUUGGGAAAUGAUGGAAAAACGCGUGGAAAUUGCAAUGUGCGAUUAAGUGUGCAUUUGUGUUUUGAAUUUUUAACGUUCCCCCCAGCAGUGUUUCCAUUUUUUGCAGUGAGUGAGUGAGCGACCCACAGCCAGCGGCAAUUGCACAUAAGUUGCAACAAGCAAAGUAACAACAACGACAGCAAGAAAAAAACGUAACCAAAAAGGUAGAAAAACAAACAACGCAACAUUGUAAGCGGGCUGAAAGGCGUUGCCAGAUUGUUGGCCAACAACAGCAGCAACAACAACAACAGCGGCUAACAACGCCACAACAAUAGCCCAAAGGGCCAAAUGAACGUUGUUGGCUAGUCCGUCUGUCGCCCGCUUGGUGGCGCUAGCGAGCUGAACAACCCCAAAGAACUACAACUACAACUGCUGCUACUACUGGAAAUCCUGUCGCUAAUUAGCGGUCUCGCAUCGUGUGCACUUAUGCAGACACAAGGCGAUAGAGGAUUCCAUUGAACUGGCUGCCAAGUUAAAUUCGUUGUCGUAACAUGGGCUGCGUCUUUGAAGCGGCCAAAGAGCAGCAGCCCCACAAACCGAGAAGCAAGCAACUGAGGCGCAACCAAUGCCGUGGCAAGGCGGCAGCGGGGACCAGAGGCAAGGCCGCUGUCAGAGCGAACGAGAAACCAGCUGAGGACAUCAAAAUCAAGGAUAACUAUCAACAAAACCAUAAAACGCAAACCGAAACACAAACAGAGGCAGAAGUGGAAGUAGAAUCAGAGGCAGAAUCAGAAGCCCAAACACAAUCAGAGGCCGAAACUGUGCCCGAACAUCUAAAAGCGACGGCUCAAGUGCUUUUAACGAUACGGCAGGCACGUCAGGAGAACGGCAAGCACGGUAGUCAAGUGGCUGAAACGCACAAGGACGAAGGCGCGAAGGACGCGUUGGCGACGACGCCAGGAUCCAUUGUCGACACGACGGCCAGAAUCGGAAUCGAUAUUGCGGCAACAACGACUCAAAUCGCCGAGCGGGAUGAGGACGAGCAGCAUCGGCAGCAUCACACUGUCCGCCGGCGGAGGCGCCAGGACCCAGCGAAUCCUACCAGCGUCUCGAAGUCACCAGCUGCCAUUGCUGGCACCUCAGCACUGUCCCUGCAUUUCCAAGCCCUCGCCGCCCUAGCGAAAACACUGCAGAAGCAGAACGACGACGACGACGAGGUGGGGAGUCCUGGCCAGGAUCGCCAGCCAAUAGCCUACCGGCCGUGGCAGGGACAUCCGUAUGCGGAGAGCCAGCUGCCCGCCACCAUGUCAGCGGCCAUCAUCGCGAAUGUCAGCGCCACGGCGGCGGCCACCUCGGCGGCAGCCUUCCAGUAUCUCGGCCAGCACUACAAGCACUACAGCCAGUCGAUCAGCUUCUACGCCGCCUCCAGCGUCAUCCUGAUGCUCUGCUAUCUGACCACCGCGUCCACGGCGGCCACGCAAUCGGAGACGGGUGCCCUCGACAAGCAUCCCAUUCAUGGCAUCGAUUGGUCGAAAUUCGAUGAGUCCAGUUCGGACAAGGAGAUAUUAGAUUUACUGCUUGAGAAGAAGCGCUACGAUAAACGAUUACUGCCGCCUGUAAAUGAUGAAGACUUUUGCUGUGGUCUGCAAUCGCCCGAUAUGGCAACUAAUCAAAAUGCACGGAGACCACACAAUCGCGGCACUCUGACGGUGAACGUGAACGUGCUGCUCCUGAGCUUAGCAUCGCCCGAUGAAAGCAGUUUGAAAUACGAGGUGGAAUUUCUGCUUAACCAGCAAUGGAACGAUCCGCGACUGCAAUAUGGCAAUAAGUCUCAUUACGACUUCUUAAAUGCUCUGCAUCAUCAUGACAGCAUCUGGACGCCGGAUACGUAUUUCAUUAUGCAUGGCGAUUUCAAGGAUCCCAUCAUACCAAUGCAUUUCGCUUUAAGAAUAUUUCGGAACGGGACCAUUACGUACGCAAUGAGACGUCAUCUGAUCUUAUCCUGCCAGGGAAGUCUUCAUAUAUUUCCAUUCGAUGAUCCAAAGUGCUCCUUCUCCAUGGAAAGCAUUUCCUACGAGGAGGCCCAAAUCAAAUACGUCUGGAAAAACGAUGAGGACACUCUGCGGAAAAGUCCCUCGCUGACCACAUUAAACGCGUACUUGAUCAAGAAUCAAACAACGGCCUGCGAUCAAAACAGCUGGAGAGGUAAUUACAGUUGCCUACAGGUCGAGUUGACAUUUACCCGUGAUCGUGCGUAUUAUUUUACAACCGUUUUCAUACCUGGCAUUAUAUUGGUCACCUCGUCGUUUAUCACAUUUUGGCUGGAAUGGAAUGCAGUCCCAGCCCGGGUUAUGAUCGGCGUGACAACCAUGCUGAAUUUCUUCACUACCUCGAACGGUUUCCGGAGCACUCUGCCGGUUGUUUCUAAUCUGACGGCGAUGAACGUGUGGGACGGCGUCUGUAUGUGCUUCAUCUACGCCUCCCUGCUGGAAUUCGUCUGCGUCAAUUAUGUGGGGCGAAAGCGGCCCCUCCACAACGUCGUCUACCGGCCCGGCGAGAAUCCCGUAACACAGCGUCUUCCAGCAGUACUAAGCAGGAUCGGAGUAAUUCUUGCAAGUCCUUUGGCAAGCGCCGCUGCCACGCCGGCCAUGUCGAUGAUGGGCGGUGCCACGCCCAUGUCCGCUGGCACCCCGGCCGCCUCCUCCUCGGUGGCCACGCCCGGAACCCCCAGGACCACCGAUCCGGAGGAGUUCUUCGGCGGCGGCAUGCGGUGGCAGGAGGCCCACGGCGGGAUCAUUGGAGCUGCUGUUCAGAAUCUCCGGGCACGCUCCAUAAAACGGAAGGCGGCCAGAAGUCCAUCCACAUCCAUAUCGCCCCAUCCCAGUGGCAGACCCACUGAGCAUAUAUACGAGGAACCCGGCGGAACGACUUCCGGUGUCUCAAGUACCAAGGUGAAGUUCAAGGACGAGCUGAGGGAGGAGGAGGAGCAGCCCGAGUCCACCGCCACCCUGCGACGGUCGGUGGCCACCAGCACACCGGCCUUGGUGGUGAGGAUCGAGGCCGAGACCGAGACCGAACUGGAGGCGGAACCGAAGCCGGUCCAGGAUGUGGAAGCCACAGAACGCCAGUUGUCCCUGCCGCUGAAGCCGCCACGCCGCAAGGCCUCGCGCUCCAAUUCCCCAGCCUCCGUUUAUGGCGAUGCGUUCGAAAAUGUGGAUACUACAGGCGAGAAGCGACGAGAGGCCGGGGCCCCGAACGAAAUCGUGGCAUGCACCACCUGCGGCGGCAGCAACAGUCCGUGCACCCAUUCAGCGAACAAUGGCUGUGCCACGGAGACCUGCUUCGUCCAAGUGCGUAAAAAAGAGCCACCCCAUCCGAUUCGAGUGGCCAAGACGAUCGAUGUCAUCGCUAGAAUUACAUUUCCAACUGCUUAUGCCAUUUUUCUGAUAUUCUUCUUUGUACACUAUAAAGGAUUUUCGUAAAAUUAAGCAUAAAACACUAAAAGUAAUGCAUAACAUACAUAUAUAGAUACUUGAACACGCUAAAUUGCCGGAGCAAUGCCAGAAAAGCAGACUCGAAUGCCGAGAGAAUGCAUUAUUCGUAAAGUAAUUUGUAGAGAAACAUGCAAACUGACAUGAAAACUCAUUUGCUAAGUUCUAGGGCCUUGCAAAGUCAUCUAAUUUUAAUGUAACAAAGGGAAACACAAAGUACAUCUAAUUACUCAUUAACGAUUAUUUAAAUGGCAACAACAUGACAAAACCAGUGAUAAAAACGUCAAAAUGAAAAAUUAGUUUAAACUGAGUUGUUAACGGGGAAAAAGAAAAUGAAUAAGUUGUUAAUAAUUAAUAUUUACGAAAGUUAAAUUUAUGCAAAUGAGCAAACAUACGAAAGAAACAUUUUCGACUGCCUUUUUUAAAAAUAGUAGAAACAACCAAAAAAAAAAACGAACCUUAAAUUAAAUUUGCAAAUUUUUGCAUAUGCUCGAAAAUGCAUUAGUUAAUUAUACCAACCAAAGAAACACUGUCUAGCAAUUGUAAUAUAUAAUAUUUAAACAAUUUAUUAAGCAAAGAAAUGUAAGCUGAAAGUACCAAAAACACGAUCCAAGAAGAUAAAAAGACCUAGCCUAUAAUUAUGAAAUAUGAAACGCAAACCAAAAAGCUUUAAGGCUUUACCGAUUUGAGUAGUCGAAAGAUGCAAACCUGUUUAUACACAUAUACAUAGAUGUUAUAUAUUUACAAGCAGCUCUAGUCAAAUAUUAUGAAAUUAAAACCCAGUUUUGUUCCAUUCAAUUCAAUGAGUUGAAGUGCCUCCGCAUAUGUCAAAGAGUAAACAAACAGAACACACAAAUUGUUAUCAUCACACUGAUUUUUACGUUAUAAUGUACUGUAUAUAAUAUUUAUUUAAAUGUUUAGUUAAACUCCGUUUAUUUUUUCAAUAAAUGUUCGAUUAAUAAAGCAGAAUUUGAUCUUA